This is a messenger RNA of Closterium sp. NIES-67, 1020 nucleotides long. The record is from the annotation of a GenBank genome assembly. Lineage: Eukaryota; Viridiplantae; Streptophyta; Zygnematophyceae; Desmidiales; Closteriaceae.
UCAGGAUUCUAUCAAGCUGCUACGCAACCCUAACGACGCAUUGGCGUCGAGCCUUGUUUCAUUCAUUCAUCGCCGUCAUCGGCGCAAUAACAGCAGCCGUCUAGCCGUGCGAAUUCGCCGGUACAGUAGUAUCUCCGUACGUGCCAUGGGUGGCCUUGUCAUCUAUCUGCACCCGGCCUCCCAGCCGUGCCGGGCAGUCAGCAUCUUCCUCAAGUUGAACGAUAUCGAGUAUGAGGAGCGGAUCGUCAAUCUGAUGAAGGGCGAACACCGUCAGCCCGCAUACAAAGAGAUCAACCCACACAGCCUGGUACCUGCCAUGGACGAUGGGGGAUUCAAGCUCAAUGAGAGCCACGCCAUCCUCAAGUACAUAAUAGCCUCUCGUCCCUGCAAGGAGGCGUGGUACCCACGUGACGUGCAGAAGAGAGCGCGAGUGGACGCACUUCUGGACUGGCACCACUCCAACACUCGCAGAAACACCGCUGGUCUGGUGUUUAACGAGGUGGUGGCAGCAUUCUUUGGCGUGCAGGGCGACCAGCACAUAGCAGCGGUGUCCCACCGCGGCCUACAGGCGUCACUCUCCACCCUGGAGAACGUCAUGCUGGCGCAGGCAGACCCCGCCGACCCAGCCGCGCCCAAGUUCCUGGAUGGGAGUGCGGAGCCCACGCUGGCCGACCUGUGCAUUGCAUGCGAGCUCACACAGCUGGAGUUGAUGGGGCCGGCAGGCAAGGAGGCGAUACUGGGCGAUUACAAGAAGGUGCAGGCGUGGCAGGAGGCAGUGAGGGCGGCGUGCAACCCCGCCUUUGACCAAGUGCAUGAGACAGUCAAGGGCAUGGCUGCUCAGAUUGCAGCUGCUGCUGCUGCCAAGGAAGAUGGUGAGGCAGGAAAGGAAGGCGAGACCACUUCCGAGGGUGUGUAAUGCGUUGUUGUGGAUACGCAAUAUGAUGCGGUGACAUGACAAUCUAUGUUGUGGGUUGUUAACGAUUCUACUAAAUGUGUGCCAUGCCUCAGCGCAACUAUCAC